AAGUGCACCGAUGCUGUCCAAUACCGUCGCGACGCCGCCUGGAGUCAUGGCUCUCCGGCUGAGCGUUUCUAACGCACACAACCAACUUUAAACUUCUACCCAAAGCCGUUCUGACCCGCGGAUUUGCUUCGUGGCCGGUUAAAUUCGGUCAUGUGCCGUUAAGUCGCCCGAGGGACUGCCUGAGCCACACAUUUCACGGAAAGUUUUGGAUAGAUCUGUGACUGCGGGGCGUUCGUUCUUGUGAAUGCACGCACGGGACGAAAUAUCGCCUGCCUGCUCACUUUGUACUUUCGCAUUCACCAUUAGGCAGUUUAACGAUUUCCGCGAACUUAAUAUGCGUAAUUCGCCGGACGUUGGACCGUCAGAGGAGUUAGUCGCGGCUGACGAGUCGAUCGGAGCCGCACAAGUGUUGUGACACCGGGCCAAGACACCACUCGAGAAGUAUGAUAAAGGCACCUUCAUCGGACCCACAGGGCUCCUCUCACAACAAUGAUCCACAGAGUGGCCCUUUCACAGAGGAGCAGCUGAUGAAUCCAAGUCUGAGCUCUGGUUGUACUUUUCACAUGCAACCAGUCCUGUCCGAGCCUUGCUAUGAAGAGAACCGGCUUAACAGAGUAAAUUCUCAGGCCCAGACUGUUCCCGUGAUUGCUGAUGGCCAGGCCAAGCUGUAUGCCUCCAGGGCUGUACGCCUGUUUUCCACCCAGACAAAAUGUGAGGACAGCGCUCCGCUCAGAGGACCGCCUGUCACUCCACAGGCUUGGUCUGGAUUGGCUAGUUUCCGUGUUAUGGGUUCUUUCAAAAAACUGCGGACUUCUGUGCUCCAAGGAAUCCAGAACCGGAGCAAUGCGAUGGCAGCAGGUCAGGAGAGAAAUCCAUCUUCGAUGUUUGAGGAUGGCAGUAGUUUCUUAGUAACCAAACGAGAGGUUGCAACCAAUCAAAUCCAGGAAACUGGCAAAGUGUCAAAUGGGACAGCUCAAACUGGAAAGAUGUCUUCAGUUUUGGAUGAAGAUGAUUGUGAAGAGGAAGUGAGUGGGUUUCAGAGAAACUCUCACUUCUCUCAGAGUAUCCGCAAGGCUUAUGGAGCAGGACGUAUUUCAUUGCUCGACAUAGUCAAGACAGAGAGUCCAACUGACAGUGAGCCUGACCCCAGCAGCACUGUGGAGUCUGUUGUACCUUGCAAGAACCUUGAAACUCAAGAAAGUGUCAAGGUUCUCAAAAGACUAAGCAAGAGUGCAGAUAAUCUCCAUGUCUUCAAAGGUCAUUUUAGACGCAAAGAUGAGCCACAGAAUCCAGAAUGCACCAGUGCUAUGAUUCUUCAGAGGACCAACAGUUCUUCAUCGGUUGACUUACAGGAACAUGGUUCAGGUCGACGUCAAAGCCCCUUGAGGACACGUGGACAUUUGCAAAAGCUUGUCGGUAGUUUAACCGACUUGUCUGUCAAGCGGAAAAACACUCCAGUCCCCGCCUCCAAAAUACCUCUGUCACCUCUCAGUCAGCUACAUGAUGACUACUCUCGUAGAACCCCAUGUGUACCAAUGAGUGGGCGGCAGCGGAGGCCUUCACCCACACCCAGCACAGCCCAGCAGGCCAACACUUACCAACACACCCCAACUUUACACCCCGCACCUUCCUGCCCUGCCGUUUUUAGCUCCACUCUAGAUGAUUCUCUGGAGCCUCCCAGCAAAACUACAGCCCUAAUAAGUGACUAUGUUCGGGUGGCUGUGUCCUCAACGGAUUUCCGUUCAGAACCUCCACUGGAAAAAUACUGUGAACCUAUGGAGUGCCAUCAAAAUGGAAUAAAUCAUCACUACUCUUACAUGCCCAAACAGUGCUCAACCCCCUCUCAAAAGCAGGCAGUCAAUGGUGUUAACGUUAACUUGGAGUGUCUAUGGACUGAAGAGAGGGAGACUGAUGAUCUUGAGGCUUCAUCAGACAUCACGAAAGCAUUUCUCAAAAGUGACGGGAUCACCGCUGCUGCUUCACCCGUCACAAACACCUGUUCCUCAGGGUCUCCCCUGGUAACUCCAACAACACCAAUCUCUCCACCCUUCGCCAGUGACUCUCCUGCUUCUGUUGUGCCCAGGAAAAGGGCAGGUCGCUCCAGACCCCGGCCAGUGUCUGACUAUGGCCAGCUGGCCAGCUCAAAGUACUGCAUCCCAGAGGAGGACAGGGAGUCCGAGACUAUGGACUACACUUCCCAAAAGGACUACAAUAGCAAUGGCAGCUACACCGAGAGCCACAGACCAGAGAAUGUGUGCACUCAAACAGAGAGCAGAAAGAGACGUCCCAUCUCUGUUAUUGGAGGAGUGGAUCUGUAUUCUUCCCCAGCUGCUGAGCAGAAAGACGACACUGAAAGCUUGCCUUCUCCGGUAUCCCGUCCUCCGGUGCCCUCUCAUAGAGUGCCUCCAUACCGGGCCGUAUCUGCCCGCCUGAGACCUUGCGUCUUCUCCCAAAGCACACCUAUCGGUCUGGAUAGGAUGGGGAGGCGCAAAGGACGUGUGCUCAGCGAUGGCAGCUCUGAUGCAAUGCUUGAUGACAGUGUGAGUGAGGACGACGGCAGCUUUGAAGAACUGACUGAAGGAACACCAUAUCUACAACCAGAAGUUGAUCUUUUCACGCUCAAUCAGUACAUACAGUCGGGGCAUGCAGUGUAUGCAGAGGCUCUCUGGGACCAUGUCACAAUGGAAGAGCAGGAGCUGGCCUUCAAAGCCGGAGAUGUCAUACGUGUUCUGGAUGUUCGGGAGCAGGACUGGUGGUGGGGAGCGGUGGGAGACCGGGAGGCCUGGUUUCCCUCCAGCUUUGUGCGAGUGCGGGUGAAUCAGGAGGAUUCAAGCAGUGAUAGUGUGGAAAUCACGCCGGAUGCAGAGGAAUCCCUCCCAACAGAUGCCCACAAACAAAACCCAGAGCACAGACAGCAGAUGAGAGCCAAUGUGGUGAAAGAGAUCAUGGACACAGAGCGCGUUUACAUCAAACACCUCAAAGACAUCUGUGAGGGGUAUAUCCGUCAGUGUAAGAAGCACCCUGCCAUGUUUACUGAUGCACAGCUAAAGACAAUCUUCAGCAACAUUGAAGACAUCUACAGGUUCCAGAGAACAUUUCUCAAGGACCUUGAAAAGAAAUACAACCCCGAAAACCCUCAUCUGAGUGAGAUUGGCUCCUGCUUCCUGCAACAGGAGGAAGGUUUCUCCAUAUACUCUGAAUACUGUAACACACAUCCAGUGGCGUGUGCUGAAUUACAACGGUUGAUGAAACAAGGCAGAUAUAAACACUUUUUCGAGGCCUGUCGUCUCUUACAGCAGAUGAUCGACAUCUCCAUCGCAGGCUUCCUACUCACACCUGUACAGAAGAUUUGUAAAUACCCUCUUCAGCUGGGAGAGCUUUUGAAAUACACACCCAAAGUCCACAGUGAUUACACAGGGGUGUGUGCUGCACAUAAAGCGAUGAAGAAUGUGGCGAGUCUGAUAAACGAAAGGAAAAGACGACUCGAGAGCAUCGACACCAUUGCUCACUGGCAGGUGGCCAUCCUUCACUGGGCGGGUGAAGAUGUGUUAACUCGAAGCUCCGAACUCAUCCACUCCGGCGAGUUGACGCGGACUGUGCGGCCCGGCAAGACUCAGCAACGCAGCUUCUUCCUGUUUGACCACCAGCUGGUUUUCUGUAAGAAAGAUGUCCUGCGGAGAGACCUGCUACACUACCGCGGCCGUAUGGACACUGACCUACUGGAGCCAGUCGACCUCCCUGAUGGACGGCAUGCUGAGCUGGGCCUCUUGAAGAACGCCUUUCUCCUGCGACACGCAGAGAACCUCAAUGCGCUGUGCGUGCUGUGCUGCAAAAAGAGCCAGGACAAGCAGCGAUGGCUGCAGGCGUUUGCUCGAGAGCGCAGACGGGUACAGGAAGACCAAGAGAUGGGGAUGGAGAUUACUGAGGCCCAGAGGAAGCAAGCAGUUCACAACGCCAGGAAAACUAAACAAGGAAAUAUGAAGAAAAUAAAUUAUUCUGAUCAUCCUGCGCCUCCUCACCAUCAGCCGCUCCAUCCUCUCCAUCAGCGACAUGUGACUGUGCCAACCAGCAUCCCCCAGCAACAGGUCUUCUCUUUAGCGGAGCCAAAGAAGAAACCAACCCACCUGCUGUACUCACUUGCACGCAGUGCCCUCUUCAGGAAAUGACAAUAAGAGACACUUCGUUUAUUGUUUUUACAUUGGCUGACCAGAUCCACAAAUAAUGAAAUAUUACCCGACUACUACCUGUUUUUAUGUCAUAUUUAAAUGAAUACACAUGAAUACGUAUAUUUAUAUACAUACGUGUGUACAAAUGACACAUGUGCCUCAGUAUAAAGACUCAUUAUUUAGCCUUAAGUCAGUGUGUUAGUGCGGAAAGUGUUAGUUAUUUUAUCUUUGUCAUGUCAUUUUACUGAUAUGGUCAAAAAGCUGCUUCCCAUUGGGUUCGUCCCAUCCGUCACCUCACCUAAAUGUGUGUCUUUUAUGACAAAGAGUUGUAUUCUGCUUUUUAGCUUCGUGUCUAUAUACUUUUAUUGCUUUACCUGAGGCUGGAGCCUUCUGAAGUGUAAAGACAGAAAACACUAACAUCUAUCAUUCUGUAAAUAAACGUGAACCAAAUUUA
Messenger RNA from Puntigrus tetrazona (Sumatra barb), 4620 nucleotides. It is a transcript of the gene spata13, whose product is annotated as spermatogenesis associated 13. NCBI's taxonomy places the organism in Eukaryota, Metazoa, Chordata, Actinopteri, Cypriniformes, Cyprinidae. Gene Ontology annotation, molecular function: guanyl-nucleotide exchange factor activity; protein binding. Gene Ontology annotation, cellular component: cytoplasm. The record is from RefSeq and is a predicted model, not a curated record. The transcript is spliced from 14 exons. Bases 444 to 4166 code for a protein of 1240 amino acids. Gene Ontology annotation, biological process: filopodium assembly; lamellipodium assembly.